Molecule: messenger RNA, 7277 nt
Organism: Aedes albopictus (Asian tiger mosquito)
Lineage: Eukaryota; Metazoa; Arthropoda; Insecta; Diptera; Culicidae
Product: carcinine transporter
Exons: 6
Coding region: 788-2812 (674 amino acids)
Biological process (GO): transmembrane transport
Cellular component (GO): membrane
Molecular function (GO): transmembrane transporter activity
Source: RefSeq, a predicted model, not a curated record
CAUCGCCGCUGUUCUUCUAGCUAGAUGGAGCACCUGGCGUACGCUUUUCCUUUCGCGUAAAAGCGCGUUGUUUAUAUUUUUGUUAUGAUUGGCGUAAUUGGAUUAGUGGUUCGGGUUCAGCAUUUUCCCCGAGCAAUCCCUUCGACGGCCGGAGUUGUCGUUCUAUGGUGGUCGCCGCCGUCGUCGUCGUCGUCGUCGUUACUGUCGGUUAUGGUUGUAGAAUAUAGAACUUGACGUCGCGUCGUCGACUGCUGCGGUACAGGUUCCUUAGGAUAGGCCUGGGUGAGCCUGCCUUCAGUUGAGCUCGGGACUUGCAGGUCGUCGGUGGUAACUUUUCGCGAUUCGUAGCACCGCGUUGGCCAUGUGGCUCCUGAAGAAUCAAUAUGGCGGCCUUCAAUUAGGGCAACGUUUUUCGCACUGUUGCGUAACGGAUUUCGCGUGAUCUGAGUUCGCCAGGGCUCUCCAGCAGUGAUAUCUCGGUGUGAUCUGCAUUGAAAACGAGUUGUUUGGAUUAGGCGUUGUGGUUUUCGAGCGAACUCCCGCACUUUGCCAGAUGAUUUGUGACGAGAGUGGUGCGGUGAUUCUCGAUGGCAGUGGGGUUUCACAUGGGUAUUUCAGCGUAGAAUUUGCACACUCAAUCGAUACCGCUAGUGACUGGUUUGGGCGCGCGCUUAGGCAAAAGGGGUGCAAGCCGUCCCUUUUAAUUGAAUAACCAAGCUCGAGCUGGUCGGGUGGAAGCAGUUGUCGUAGUGGUGCAGUGUCGGAAGGAGUGCGAGCGAGCGCGAAAAUGGACGCCAAAGGCAGCGAGGAUCCCCUGGAGGAAGAACACGAGAAAGUUGAAUCUGAAGAACCGUUCGAUUUGGAUGAGUUGCUACCGGCGAUCGGCGAGUUCGGACGGUACCAGAAGUUGCUGCUUUGGCUGAUAUGUCUGCCGGCGUGCAUACCGUGUGGAUUUUGCGCCUUCAAUCAGUUGUUCAUGACCGACGUGCCCGAGGACUACUGGUGUAAGAUUCCAGAGUUGCAGAAUUUUAGCGUGCAGGAACGGAAGCUGUAUGGCAUUCCGAUGGUGGAGCGUGAUGGACAGGAGGAGUUCAGCAAGUGUUCCCGCUAUGCGGUGGAUUGGAAAGUUUUGCUGGCCGACAACGACAUAUCAACGAUUGUCCCCAACAGUUCUUGGCCAGUGGAGCUCUGCCGCAACGGCUGGGAGUACAACAAUUCUUUCGUAAUGUCAUCUAUAGUGAUUGAUUACAAUCUAGUCUGCGAGUACGACAUUUAUCCCACAUUGGGACUAGUAGCCCUAAACACUGGAGGGCCCAUUGGAGUGUAUUUGUUCGGCAUGCUCAACGAUCGAGCCGGUCGACGGAUGGCCUACUUUUGCUGUUUGGCAACACUGCUGUUCGGCAGUUUUAUCACCGCGGCCAGUAGCAGUUUCUGGAUGUGGGCCUUCAGUAGAGUGAUCGUGGGUCUCACCAUCCCCGCAGUGUACCAAAUCCCAUUCAUCAUCGCACUGGAACUGGUCGGACCGAACUAUCGAUCAUUCGGUACCGUAAUGACCUGUACGUUCUACACGUUUGGCCUGAUGAUGCUCGCCGGAGUUACCUACCUGAUACGGGACUGGGUGGAACUUACUCUCUACACCUCGGUACCCUUCCUGUUGUACUUUCUGUACCUGUUCAUAAUGCCCGAAUCUCCGAGAUGGCUACUGAUGAAGGGCAAACUCGAAGAAGCACUGAAAAUCCUCGAAAAAAUGGCCAAAGUUAAUGGUAAGCAGUUUCCGGCAGCGUUCAAGAACAAACUGCAGAUGCGAGUCGAAGCUGAGAAGUGCAGAACCGUGAAGAAGGAGGAAGUUUCCAUCGGGGCGUUCGAUCUCUGCCGGACGCCAAACAUGAGACUGAAAACAAUACUUAUCACGUUGAACUGGUUCGUCAACGAGACUGUCUAUCUGGGCCUGAGCUAUUACGGGCCAUCUCUCGGGGAGAAUCAAUAUCUGAGCUUCUUUCUGUCGUCGCUGGUGGAGAUUCCCAGCUACGUGGUGUGUUGGAUUAUUAUGGAUCGCUAUGGUCGACGGUGGCCCAUGUGUAUGCUGAUGAUACUGGGGGGAAUCAGCUGUGUGGCGACGGUGGUCCUACCGGAGGAUGCUGUGAUGGAAACGUUGUUCCUGUAUCUUCUUUCGAAAUCCAUGAUUUCGGCGUCGUUCCUAAUAAUCUAUCCGUUCGCUGGAGAGUUGUAUCCAACGCAAGUGCGAGGAGUUGGAAUUGGAACCUCUAGCUAUAUCGGCGGAUUAGGACUGAUUGUGAUUCCAUUCAUCACAUAUUUGGGCAAAGAAAACCUAGUCCUUCCGUUGGUCAUCAUGGGUUGCGUAUCGGUGGCCGGUGGCUUCACCGGUCUGCGCCUACCGGAAACCCUGCACCACCGACUCCCGCAAACGCUGGAAGAGGGUGAACUGUUCGGCCAGGACUGGACCUUCGACGACUGCUUCCGGUGUAUCCCGACGAAAAAGUCCCCGACCGGAUCGUACGAAAACCUCUCGCAGGAACCGUCCGAUACGGCCCUGGAGCUGAACCGUGGGGAACCAAUGGUGAAUGGGAAUGGGACUGGAGGGAGUGGUGGUGGUGGUGGUGCGAGUGGGGGCAGUAGAAGUACGGCCAGUGGUUCCGGAGGGGGUUAUGAAGGGGCAACGUCCACGGAGAAGACUCCGCUGGAAAUCGCCCGGUUACGGCGGAAGUCGAUGAAGCGGCUGGUGAGGCAGGCCAGCACCAUGGACACGCAGAAAACGGCGGAAGGAGCCAUGCAGUUGACGUAUUGGUUCUGAUGGGGGAAUGAAGGGCAAACAAGAACCUUUACUUACCUUUUCUUGAAGUAUGAAAUCAAAUUUGUUUGUCGGAUUGUCGAGAAUCCGCACUUUAUUGGAGCUUAUGUGUUAGUGAACCUUGGAGAGACCUCGAUGCAGCAUGUAGAUUUAUAGUUUGCCAAGAAUUGGCUAGUUGCUAUGACCACUAGACUGAGUCAACGUUGUUUGGGAAAAUUCAUAAUUAAAAUAAUUACAAAAUUGAACAAAUUGAUCAUAUCAACCCGGAAUAAAGCUCUUUCGCUCCAUAUUCGCUAGAUGGCGUUAGUUGGCAAGUAAAGCUGUCAACUUCUCAAUCUCGGGAUUUAAGGCAGAUAGAAAAGUGUAGCCUUCGGUUCAGUUGGACAAUAACAUUAUGGUGAUCCAACAGUUAGCUGGUAAUUUUGUCGCUAGGUGGCGCUAGUUGUCAAGUGAAGUUUUAAAUUUGUCUAUCUCGGGAUGCAAAGCAGAUCGAAAAGCGUCGUCUUUGGCAAAGUUCUUCAGAAGGACAAGAACAAUCUGAUGAAUCAUAAAUUAGUUGGUAAUAUGGCCGCUAGAUGGCACUAGUUGUCCAGUUUUAAGCUUCUCUAUCUCGGGAUCCAGAGCAGAUAGAAAAGUGUCGUCUUCGGUAAAGCGGUUCAGUUGGACAAGAAGAAUGUGGUAAUUCGCCACUUAGCUGGUAAUAUCGGCACUAGGUGGCACUUGUUGUCAAGUAAAGCUUUCAACUUGUCUAUCUCGAGAUUCAAAGCGGAUAGAAAAGAUUCAUUUUAAUUGCAUCAUUUUACAGUCAGUAUUGCAUGUAUGGGUGUGUUUCGGAAAAUGAAAACGACGGAUUUUUAUUUUUUGAACAUAUUUUAACAAUAAAGAAAUACGUAUAUGUAUAUUUUCGGUUCUUUCUCUGAUUUGUUCUGCAUUUGUCUAUAGUAAUAAUGUGCACUGACAACAUUCACUUGAUUAAAACUAAAGGUUUCUUGUUUGUAUUUAGCGUCAACAUAUUCUAGUUGAAUCUUUCGUUUUUUUUAUAUGUUUCAAGGGAGAGUUUUAUUUAAAGUGUUGUUAUCUCUUGCAUGCUGGAGUUAUUUUUAUCAUUUAACGUAUUUGACCUUUACAGUAUUUGCAAGUAUUUGCCUCGAGAUUUUAUUUAGACAGAUUUCUGAUAGGUUACAUGAAACAACAGAUUUGUUUAACUUACUUCUCCCCGGAUUCGAAGUUUCAUCAUCACUUAUCAUGAAACUUAAACUUCUUCCCCAUGUCUGUGGUUGAUCGUGUGAGAAGCAUUCACUGAUGUUGUAUAGGCAUUUCUAAGGAUAUGUUUCUUAAGAGUUUGUUCAUUCACAUACAUUUUGCUACGGUUGCUUGUGGUUAUGUUCAUAUAGGAAAAGAAGUCGAUGAUUGUACAAGUAGGCUGGGUAAACCGUUGUUGCUGUGGAUACUGGAAAACAAAAGUAAAAACUGUCUCUCGCUUUCAUCUACUUUGUACUAAGGAAUCAAAUUACUCUAGCUAAAUAAGUUAUCAUUUAUUCGUGUAUGAUGUGUAGUUGGUUGCGUAAAUCGAAUAGGAUAAUGCAAAGUCGGUUGACAGGUCGGUUGUAAAAUGUUGACGGAUACAAAUUGACAUAAAGUAUGAUUGGGAUCGCUUUGAAGCUAUAGUUUUCUUUUUUUUAUGCUGCAAGUUUCUGUUUUGGGACGGCGAUCCGUUGUAUCUUCUUUUAAUCGAAUAAGUGUGUACCUAUGUGUGUUUGUUAACUCAUUCGCGUAUUUCUAAGUUAGAUAGAUGACACAAAAUGUUGUUAGAGCAAAUGUCUUUUUGUUGUUUGAAUUAGAUUGUUUGGCAAGUGGUGGAUCGAAUGUCGCCAUUUUGUUUUUUCUUGUUUUGUUAAGUUGGUAUUCCUAUCGAACCGAAUUGGCCGUUCUGUGAUACACAAAAACGACGUAAGUUGAUUAUAAAUUAAGUGGGAUCGAGGCUUAGUUAGAGAGCCAAAUUGUUCGUUUCUCGAAUCAUCAGUAUAUAGUUAGUAGUCUAUAGAUUAAAAUUUCGUAAUUGUAAAUAUCCGAUUGUAGAUUUGUUGAAAAUAAACUAUGAAAAAAAGAUCAGCUGGAUAGAUUUGUUCUGUAUACUAAUAUAAUCACAUUCCAAUGUAAGUUGUCGUCGUUUGAAAGUUAGACUCAGAAUUUCGGAAAAGGCUGGAACUAAAUUUAUAACGUUAUAUCACAAAUGUACCCUACAUAAUAAAGAAGGAAACUGUUUAUCACUACAAAAUUUCGAUAUCCGAAAAAAGAACUUAAACGCUUGGUUUUGUUUGUUUUCCUACCCUGCCUAGAAUCGAAAAAGAAAACCUUUUCCAAAAUACGAUGCCGGUUGCUGCAACCGGAAAGAGAGUCAUACUCUUCUGAUAGAUGUCGCUGAUUUGUUGUUGCUGUGAGAUUUUUUUUUAUCUAAAAGGCAUACCGUUCCUUUAUAAAAUUCCUGCUCUUUUCCAUUGUCUCUCGGUUCUCUCUCUCUCUUCCUCUUGCUCUACAAAAGUCAUCUCCAAAUUUUGCUGUCGGUAAAAUCGUCUGCUCUGCGGAUUCGAAUGGCACUUUCAGGUAUGUUUAUGUCAGCGUGUAAUGUUUUCGUACUAACUGUCAUAAACAGGAGGCGCCACAGGGGUCACAUACAAAUAGGCUCAAGGUGAUAGGUCUUUUGUUCUAUGGGUAUCAUCGUGUUUAAAAAUGCUAUCAUAAUCCCAUCGCAGUGGGCUGUUGGUCCGGGUAGUUCAAGGGUUGUUGCUCGAAGGAUAGGGAGGGUGAACCAAUCGCAGUAGGCGCGACCGGACGGUUUGGUUUCUAUAGGCACGAGUGACGUUUGUCUGCUUUUGUUUACUACACGACAAUGGAUCGAUGGACCACAUCUGUAUUGGAUAUCUUUUACUAAUGGGGAGACACGGGUUGGAUGAAAGUGGUGCCAUCUAUCUACACGGUUUAAGAUUGAAAUGGCAGUUCAAGCAUGUAACUUUUCGAUUUUGUCGUCAUUUUGGUUUACGAUUUCAUAAACGUUUCGACGUUAGUAUCUGUUUCCAUGUGAUUGUAUACAUCUAUUUCCUAUAGAAGUUAAGUACACGAUUACAGUUUAUUAAAAUCAAACAAAACAAAAACGUAAUACACAUAUAUAAUAUCGUUUAACAAAAUAAGAUCAAUGGCAAGUUCUGGUAACGUAAAAUUUUUUAUGCUUACAAAUAGAGCUAACAGAAGACAAACUUAGACACUAACUGGCAAGUAGAAAAUUUGUGCUCACUGGUGUUUGAGUAUUCAUCUCUUCGUCAGUAUUACGACGGGGAACUCGCUCGGUAUAAAUGGAUGAUUCAGAGGAAGAUUCAAAUCAAUUGAUGUACAAGUCGUUCAAACGUCAAAUGAUUCUCUAUAACACGUAAUGGACUAGCAUAAAAAUAUCGCAAUGUUUUACAUGUAUUUUUUUUCUCUUGUUAUAAUUCGGGGGGCUCACAUGUACAGAGAAAGUGCUUUUCUUAACUAUUUUAAAAACAGCUUCUUACAUCGCUAAUAAGGGAACUAAAUACAAGUUUUGAACGUCCAUUGAACCUUAAUCUAAGAAUUUCAUUGUCACAUUCUUCUCAGUGUAUGUAAGUAUGUGUGUGAGUGUCUGUUUUCAACCGUUUUCUUUGUGUGUCCACAUGCACACGGAAAAUCGAUUCAUGAUUUUUUUUUGUAAUUACUUUAAAAUUUGUACUACCAGUUCUCAAUCCUCUCAUUUAUGUUUUUUUUUUUUUGUUACGAUUCGUUGCCUCAUUCUUUACGUCAGCUAUGUUAGUUAAGCACUUUCGUUUCUUCAUCAUCAGCUCUGUGUAUCAAAUGAAUAUAAUCUGUUUCAUACAAGUUAGUAUGCUUGUUUUACAAUAACCGUCUUCACUCUUUUUUCACACAUACUGUCAUAAAUACAUCUUAUCUAAAGAGACGCAAUCUGCUGUUGUUUACUCAUUAAAUGCUAAAAUUACUAUGUACAUAUAUCCCUUACAAUAAGUCUUAAAAGUAUACUGAAUCUAUUCCAUUCAACGGCGACUGAUUUGUUUCUCGAUAGUGUGUGUGCAAGGUUGGGAUCCGUCGGAUUCUGAUUACCGGCAUAGGAAAAUCGUAAAAAGAAGGAGUAUUUUCUCUGUCUGGAGCCUCGUAGCCGUGCGGUUAGGGUCACCAAGCUUCUAAUCGCACCGCGCUAUGGGGUGAGGGUUCGACUCUGUCUCGUGGAGCCUCGUAGCCGUGCGGUUAGGGUCACCAAGCUUCUAAUCGCACCGCGCUAUGGGGUGAGGGUUCGAUUCCCGCUCCGGGCGAUGAAACUUUUCGUGAGAAUAGUUUCUUCUCCGUAUUCACUGGUGCAUGCUCUGUGUGUCCUUGUCUAGUGUUAAGUUUCAUUUCAGUCUGUGCAGCCUUUGGCUGAAGACGGUGUCCGCGUCUUUUUUUA